UACACAGAAGUCUUACGGUACGACCAGCAGCACUGCUGUCAAAGUCUGUCCCUUCCUAGAAAGAUAACUUGCAGACCGAUGAUUUUUAAUGCAUAACGAACGGUGAUAAUAUAUCGUUACGAGCAGUGAUUAUUUGACAUGCGAGAUAUAGUUAUGGAAAUCUUGAUUGGAAGAAAUUAAUAUUAAAUUUUGACGACGUACUUGCUCAAACUAUGAUGAAAAGUGGGUGUUGAAUUUUGACGAUGUUUAAACUUGAACUGCGAUAAAAUUUGGUGUAAUUAUUUUACGAGGAAAUUGCUGCCGAAAAUCGAUAACUACCUAGAGGUAUUGUUACAGGUCGCCAAAAAUUGUAAAUUUCAGUAUACAACAAUGCUCAAACAUGGACUUUAUUCUUCAUACAUGAGCGAGUUUUCUAUGAAAUUUUGAUAACUUUGCGGUGCAAUAUUCGGCUCGCAUUCCCGUGAAAUUCGUUAAAUAUUUUUGUACAGUGAAUCACAUAAAAAAAAACAGUGUCCACUGUGAAGUUCCCUAUAACUUGCUAGGGUCGCACUCCUCAUGUUCUAAUUUUUGCCCAUUGAGUGAGUUUUCGAUGAAAUUUUGAUAACUUUUCCGUGUAAUCUUCCGUGUGCACUCCCGUGAAAUUCAUGGAAUAUUUUUAUACAGUAAAUUGCGUCUAAGAACUAGUGUAGGAGUUCCUAGGGAGCUGAGGUCACAAUCAUCAUCAUGAAUUUCCUUUACUACAAAAACCUCGGCGGCGAGGAGAAGACAACCUCCUCGUAUUCUUCAGGAUACAAGAAGAAAAAACUUCCUGCCAAAAAAUCUACUGGCAGAGGAGCUAACGCGGCAGGCCACUCUGAGUCAUGCGAGUGCGACGUGUGUUCAAGUCAGUUCCCCCUACGUACGCACCUCAUGCUCGACAUGUCUUACUCACGUCUCGACCCCAGCGGAGCCGCUGCCCGUAAGACCAGCGGAGGGACAGGCGGGUCCGGCGUGACGUUUUCCUUCUUCGGCAGGUCCAGGAAACCGCUCAUCAGCAAGGAGGACAGGCGGCCUAGCAGCAGCAAGGUUACACUCAGCACGUGUGCGGGAAUUCCCAUGCCAGACCCGAUGUUGCCCCGACAGCCCCAGCAGCUACAGCUCACGGCGCCCCACACUAACGCCCCUCAGGUCAAUGAGCAUGUCACCCUACACACCCUCAAGCAGGACUGCUUCAUGAUACCCGUCGGCAGGAUGAGCAGGUUCUUCCCCGCUGGCCAUCCUAUUCCAAGUUUCGGUGAGUCUGGCCGCGUCCGCAUGCUGGAGACUGCGGAUCCGCACCUGAAGCUCGUCUACCACCUCAUGACGCCCUGCCAGCCCCUCCUCCCCUCCAUGAAGUCCCCACUCUUCGAGCCACACAAGCACCAGAAGGAGUGCGUCAGUAAGGCCUUCAAGACAGCGGCCGUGGCAGUGUCGUGUCCGCAACUACAGGGCAUGGUGCUCAUGAACCUCGAGAAGGAGUGCGAGGACGGCAGAGUCGAGUUCUCGUUCAUGAUCGUGUGGAUUGUAGACGUGCGAGCGUGCGACGCUACGAGCGUCAUCAAGAAGGUGCGGCAACACACACUCGAGUUCCUGGACCCCACGAGGACCGGCUACACCUGCGACCACUUCUUCGACGUGUACGACGAGGUCGUCACGCUUGCCCGUCCACCUCUAGAGAAGUUGUCUAGGAGGGCGAACAGCGCGUCCACAGGUUACAUCAUCACCGUGUACCGGGUCUUCGAGGGCGAUGACGGCCAAAAGUUCGAACGCAACUGGCUCACAUGGACAGGGGCUAAGACUCUCUACCGAAGCCUGACCCAAGACUUGGAGUUGCGACGCUUCACUUUACACAAAUCCUCCCCAAGAAACGGCAUCCUGCGCUACAUUUUAGUGUGCGACUGCGCCAACUUUUUGACGCACAUCUCAGUAGCCGUGAAGGCGGUGCCUAUGCUGCGUAUGAGACUGUGCGGCGACAUAGGGCUUUACCGGCCAAUAUGUACCUUGUGAGAACCAACUUCCAGUGCUCCAAGAAGCUGGCUCUUCUUUUAUAUUCCCAAUGUUUUAUCAUCUAAGUAGAAUUUAGGGUCAUGAAUAAUGAUGCGGAUUGAACCUAACUGAUCCGAAUGUGGUAUCGUACGAAUGUUUUAUACCUUCCCGUGGUUAGAACUAUGAAUGGCAUUAAUGCACCAGAAAUUUGCCAUUACCAACCUGUGCGUGCCAUCAAAAUUGAUCAAAGUUGUGUUUUUUAGCUGAUCGUUUUGACAAUUGGUUGAAUAAUGUACCGUCAUUUAUAUGAACCACAUUGAAGGCAGUGUAAUGGCACUUGGUUAUGUAAGAUGGCCAUUCCAUAUGCCAGCCACGAAAGUUACAAAAUAUCCCUCGUAUUAUCGAGGGAGCUUUUCAUUCGUCAUUUCCCACGUACUACAUUUGUAUUUCAUGUUGCGUUUACUGGAACUGGCAAUGGUAAUACUCACGUUAUAGUGACAAUAAGCAAAGGAUUUAGUUUGACUUAAAUGUAGCAUCCUCUUAUAUUGUAACUAUAAGGAAACUCGCAUAAUGUCAAUUGCAAUUGAUAUUUCUUACAUGGUGAAGAAUGUGUCAAAUUACAGUGAAGAAUGUGUCAAAUAAAGCGCAAUUGCAAGAUGAUCUUGACAGCAUAGUUAACUGGGCUGAUACGUG
Molecule: messenger RNA, 2697 nt
Organism: Hyalella azteca
Lineage: Eukaryota; Metazoa; Arthropoda; Malacostraca; Amphipoda; Hyalellidae
Exons: 9
Coding region: 724-2025 (433 amino acids)
Source: RefSeq, a predicted model, not a curated record